AUGUUGCGUUCAUCCUUUGGGGUAGGCAAAGGCCGCUUGCCGGCCUUGAGGCAGCCGGUCUCUGGUCGAUGGUUGAACCCAAGAAGCUCUAUCCUUGGCUCGAAUCAGUUCCGAAGAAACGCUUCGUCUGUGACUAGUCUUGAGAGCUACCCCAGCGUGGGUGAGAGUCUUCACGGAUUCACCGUGCAAGAAAAGAAGCAUGUUCCAGAGCUACACCUAACGGCAGUCCGACUAAAACAUGACAAGACGGAUGCCGAUUACCUCCAUGUGGCAAGGGAGGACAAGAACAAUGUCUUCGGUGUUGGAUUCAAAACGAAUCCCCCAGAUGCGACUGGCGUGCCUCACAUUUUGGAACAUACGACCUUAUGUGGAAGUGAAAAAUAUCCGAUUCGUGAUCCUUUCUUCAAGAUGCUCCCCCGAUCGCUUUCCAACUUCAUGAACGCCUUUACUGCCUCGGACCACACGACGUAUCCAUUUGCCACGACCAAUCAGCACGACUUCCAAAACCUUCUCUCCGUCUACCUAGAUGCGACCUUUCACCCUUUGCUUAAGGAGGAAGAUUUCCGACAGGAAGGCUGGCGCCUGGGCCCAGAGGAUGCGCGUGCGGUGGAAACCAAGGACGGAAAAGCCGAGGACGUCUUGUUUAAAGGUGUCGUGUAUAAUGAAAUGAAGGGUCAGAUCUCCGACGCAAACUAUCUCUACUAUAUCAAGUACCGGGAAAACAUCUUCCCUGCCAUCAACAAUUCCGGAGGUGAUCCCCAAUAUAUCACGGAUCUCACGCACAAGCAACUCGUGGACUUCUCCAAGCGGAACUACCACCCGAGCAACGCCAAAAUUUUGACCUACGGGGACAUGCCCCUAACCGGUCAUCUUCAGCAGAUUGGUGAGGUGCUUGACGGCUUCAAUAAAGGGGAGGCCGACAAGUCUGUCAAGAACCCCAUUGAUCUUACCCGGGGCCCUCAAAAUGUUACUGUCCCCGGACCCAUCGACACGUUCUCCAGCGAAGACAAGCAGUUCAAGACCUCGACCUCAUGGUACAUGGGUGAUACCACCGAUGUUGUCGAGACUUUUUCUGCUGGAAUCCUGUCUUCUUUGCUGCUGGAUGGCUAUGGCUCGCCCAUGUAUCGAGCUCUGAUUGAGAGUGGUCUGGGCUCCUCGUUCACCCCCAACACAGGGCUUGAUCCUUCCGGACGGGUGCCCGUUUUCUCGGUGGGUGUCACCGGUGUGAGCGAAGAAGAGGCUCCCAAAGUCAAGGAAGCCAUUCAGCGAGUCUACCAGGAAUCUCAUUCCACUGGCUUCAACGACGAGAAAGUCCAGGGUUUCCUUCACCAGCUGGAACUCGCCUUGAGGCACAAGACGGCAAACUUCGGCAUCGGUGUCAUGGAAAAGACCUUGUCCUCCUGGUUCAAUGGCACCAACCCCAUGAAGGAACUCGCUUGGAACGAAGUCAUUGACGAGUUCAAGCGCAGAUACCAGCAGGGAGGCUACCUUGAGUCAUUGAUGCAAAAAUACUUGAUGAAUGACAACUAUCUCACCUUCACCAUGGUCGGAUCGCAUACUUUUAACAAGGACUUGGAUGCCCAAGAACUGGUGCGGAAAGAGAAGAAGCUUGCUCGGCUCGUUGAACAGCAUGGCUCGAUUGAAAAGGUCGUUUCUCAUCUCACUGCCGAGGAGCUUCAAUUGGUUGAAACGCAGGAGGCUGCCCACAAUGCCGAUUUGAGCUGCUUGCCUUCUCUUCGCGUUGAGGACAUUUCGCGCGAGAAAGAGCGCAAACCCGUUCGCGAAUCUCGUGUGGAUGACGUCGACGUUGUCUGGCGUGAAGCCCCGACCAACGGCCUGACUUACUUCCAAGCGUUGAAUUCAUUUGAAGACCUUCCGGACGACCUUCGAUUGCUGAUGCCCCUGUUUAACGACUGUGUCAUGAGAUUGGGUACUGCAAACAAGACCAUGGAGGAAUGGGAAGAUCUGAUCAAACUGAAAACUGGCGGGGUCUCGUCGUCUGCAUUCAAUGCCUCUUCCCCUACCGACCUCGGCAAGUUCACAGAAGGUCUUAACUUCUCCGGAUUUGCUCUCGACCAAAAUAUCCCGGAGAUGCUGGAAAUCCUCACUACUCUGAUCACAGCAACGGAUUUCACUAGCCCUUCUGCUCCUGCUAUGAUCCAGGAGCUGCUGCGAUUGACCACCAACGGUGCUCUCGAUGCCGUGGCCGGGACGGGCCAUCGUUUUGCCCUGAAUGCAGCGGCUGCGAGUCUUUCUCGGGGACUCUGGGUUCAAGAGCAACAGUCUGGUCUGGCGCAACUCCAGGCGACCGCUAACCUUCUGCGCGAUGCCGAGACUUCGCCCGAACGUCUCGCCGAGUUGAUCGAGAAACUACGCCUCAUUCAGUCGUUUGCUAUCUCGAAGACUCCUGGUCUCCGGGUUCGCAUGGUGUGUGAACAAGGAAGUGCCCACCAGAAUGAGUCCGCCUUGCAGAAAUGGUUCGCCGGGUUGCCCCAGACGUCUGCGCCCACCUCCGUGCCUGGAAACACAGUCUCCAACCAGGCUCUCACCAAGACAUUCUACGAUAUGCCUUACAAGGUUUACUAUUCUGGGUUGGCCAUGCAAACGGUGCCAUUUGUCCAUUCGUCGAGUGCGCCGCUCAGUGUUUUGUCCCAAUUGCUUACCCAUAACUACCUCCAUCCCGAGAUUCGGGAGAAGGGAGGUGCCUACGGUGCUGGCGCUAGCAACGGUCCCGUGAAGGGUAUGUUCGCUCUGACCAGCUACCGAGACCCCAACCCCCUCAACAGCUUGAAGGUGUUCCAGAACUGUGGCAUCUUUGCCAGAGAUCGCCCAUGGUCCGCUCGCGAGCUCAACGAAGCUAAGCUGGGCAUCUUCCAGGGUCUGGAUGCCCCGAUGAGUGUUGAUGAAGAGGGCGCCCGGUACUUCAUGAGCGGUGUCACCCAUGAGAUGGACCAACGCUGGAGAGAACAGGUGCUCGACGUCACGGCCAAGGAUGUUAACGAGGCAGCCCAAGCCUUCUUGGUCGACGGUUCUCGGCGAUCCGUUUGCAUGCUUGGCGAGAGAAAGGACUGGGCUGAUUCGGAAGGCUGGGAUGUCCGAAAGCUUUCCAUGAACCCUACUGGUGAAGAUCCUGCCGCUUCGGCUUAG
Messenger RNA from Aspergillus affinis, 3147 nucleotides. It is a transcript of the gene cym1, whose product is annotated as pitrilysin family metalloprotease cym1. Gene Ontology annotation, cellular component: mitochondrial matrix. Gene Ontology annotation, molecular function: metal ion binding. The transcript is spliced from 2 exons. Bases 1 to 3147 code for a protein of 1048 amino acids. The record is from RefSeq and is a predicted model, not a curated record. Gene Ontology annotation, biological process: protein processing. NCBI's taxonomy places the organism in Eukaryota, Fungi, Ascomycota, Eurotiomycetes, Eurotiales, Aspergillaceae.